This is a messenger RNA of Arctia plantaginis, 1191 nucleotides long. Lineage: Eukaryota; Metazoa; Arthropoda; Insecta; Lepidoptera; Erebidae. The record is from the annotation of a GenBank genome assembly.
AUGUUGAGAACCUUGUCAACCCUGUUGGUGGUGACGUCAACAUUGGUGAACGGGCAACGACCUCCCUUUGCUGGCUCGCGGCCUAUCGGUUUUCCCGAAUUAGUAAACAGGACAACUACACCUGUACCUGGUGAACUCGGAGAUCGUUUCGGUGAAGGUACAACACAGAGAUUGCCUAUCGAGGCAAACGGAGACAGGGACCUCAUUGACCGGUUAAGUAAACUACCAAUAGAUAAGCAGCCCUUCUGGUUUAUUAACUGGCAAGCUCUGGAAGAACAUAGGAAGAACCCUCAAUCAUACCCACAAAGACCAAAUGGAUUCGUCGACGCUGUGCCACAAAACGGCAUUCUCUCUAGUAACCAAGAAUUCGCAAGUAAUCCAAGCCUUAUAAAUAAUAAUCAAGGCUUUGUAAAUACCAACCAAGGUUUUCCAGCCCAGGGAUUUUCUGUUAAUAACCAAGGAUUUGCAAAUAGUAACCAAGGUGUUCCAAAUAACCAGGGAUUUUCAAGCAAUAACCAAGGAAUAGCAAAUACUAAUCAAGGAUUUUCAAGCAACCAAGGAUUUUCAAACAGUGGUUUUCCUAACCCUCAGACGAGUGCGCAGAAUACUAAUAGAUUUGUGAAUUCUAAUAACGGAUUAUCAAACCCUAAUUCAGGAUUUACUAACUCUAUCAACGGUUUUGUUCUAACCGACCCUGCUUUAGUAUACACACAUACUGAAAAUAAUUCUGGAACACAAAACAAUGACAAUGUUAAUAGUAAUUCAAAUCAGGUCUUCGCAAGUACCAGUUCUAGACCUUCAAACCAUCAGCAGAUAUUUAAAAUCCCUAAUCACGGAUUAACAACAAUAAACCAAGGAUUUUCCAAUCAAAAUCAGGGACUAGUCACCCCAAGUCAAAGUUUCACAAAACCGAAUAAAGGAUUUUCAAGCACGAGCUCGGGAUUUGCUAGUAAUGUCGCUGUUUCCAACUCAAAUCCUGAUAUAAAUUCUAGAUUUUCAGCUCAGGCAGUUAGUCAGUCAACAUCAAGCAAUAAUAAAGUUGGAGACGCUAACAAUUAUAGUUAUCACUGGAAUAAUACGUUCAGCAACUCGUAUAAAUAUACUUAUAAUUAUACCACACAUUCAGUCAUUCGUGUUCCACAAGAACCUGGACCGGAUCACCAUAAACAAGAAUACCAUAACUUAAAUUAA